Messenger RNA from Salvia hispanica, 2058 nucleotides. Its product is annotated as Asparagine synthase family protein. Lineage: Eukaryota; Viridiplantae; Streptophyta; Magnoliopsida; Lamiales; Lamiaceae. Gene Ontology annotation, molecular function: asparagine synthase (glutamine-hydrolyzing) activity. The record is from RefSeq and is a predicted model, not a curated record.
GAGAGCAAUUAGGGUUUUUAGUGAAAUUGAGACGAUGUGUGGAAUAGCUCUCUUUAUUUCUGGAAUUAAGAUUGAUUUAUCACUUCUGCUACCCAAUUACACCUCCCCAUCUUCUCAAUUUUGUGAUCUGCCUUUGGUGUCAGAGGAUGAUAUAAAAGCAGCUCUGCAGAGGAGGGGGCCAGAUAGCUUAGGAACUAAAAUUGUCAAACUUUAUUCGGAUGGGAGUGAGUUCAGUGGGGAAUUGCUAUUCAUUGGGUCGACGCUGCAACUUAGAGGAGUGAAUCCGGUUGUGCAACCACUGACUGAUGAGUUGGGAAAUGUUCUUGUUUACAAUGGCGAAAUUUAUGGAGGGAAUCAAUUUAAAAGCGAUAGCAAUGACACGGAGAUUCUUAUGCAGUCUCUUGAACGCUGCUGCUCAUGUGUAUCACAUGAAAAUGUGGGAUCUACAGCUUGUUCUAAAGGACAUAUAGAAUCCGUUCCACAACUUCUGUCAAAAAUUAGGGGACCAUGGGCGAUGAUCUAUUGGCAGGAUACUUCAAAAACUCUGUGGUUUGGUAGAGAUGCUUUUGGAAGAAGAAGUCUUCUAGUUCACUGGCCAACACUCGAUGAUUCUCGUCUGCUGCUAUCCUCAGUGUCACCACCUUCUUCUAAAAAACCCCAUGAUAUCGAGGAAGAGAAAGGGAAAACUGAGUUGGAUUUUUGGGAAGAACUGUCAUGUGGUGUAUAUAGUGUCUCAAUAACUCCUCUAAAAAUGGGUGGUUAUCUAGUUGGAGAAGUUAAAAAACAUGGUUGGACUGAUGUUGGGCUAAAAGAACUGAUCACAUGGGAGAGAACUGGCAUUGAGCCCAAACCUGAGAAUCUAAGUGGUUACUUCAGUGAAUGUCCUCUUAUACAACAUGACGUUCUUUCAGAUUUUUCAUCUGAAUCAGAUUGUUUACGAAGUGUGCCUUUAGCAACAGCUCACAAAGUGCUCAAGGCUUUGACAGAAUCUGUAAAGCGACGGACCAGUUUGAACAGAAUCUACCAGGUUUAUCUGGGGAAUCAUACUCAAGGGGGAUAUGCUCCAAUAGCAGUGCUGUUUUCUGGUGGUUUAGAUUCUAUGAUAAUUGCUGCUUUACUGCAUCAGUGCAUUGAUUCUGAAUAUGAAAUUGAUAUGCUUAAUGUCAGCUUUGAUGGCGAGUCAGCACCAGAUAGAAUCUCAGCCAAGGCUGGAUUAAAGGAACUUCAGAAGAUUGCACCGUCAAGGAGAUGGAACCUUGUAGAAAUUGAUGCUGACUUACUGAAGUUGACGUUCGAGACAAAGCAUGUCAUGACACUUAUAAAUCCUUCUAAAACAUACAUGGACCUGAAUAUAGGCUUAGCAUUAUGGCUCGCUGCUGGAGGAGAUGGUUGGCUUUAUCAGGAGACAAGCGGCAACGAUGGUAUUCAAUAUCAACGCGUCAAAUAUAAGUCCAUGGCCAGGAUUCUCCUAGUGGGUUCAGGUGCAGACGAGCAAUGUGCUGGCUAUGGCCGGCAUAAAACAAAAUUUAGAAAUAAAAGUUGGCUUGGCCUCCAUGAGGAAAUGAAGCUAGACAUGCAAAGAAUAUGGAAGAGAAACUUAGGGAGAGACGACAGAUGCAUAAGUGACAACGGGAAGGAGGCUAGAUUCCCGUUUUUGGACGAAGAUGUCAUCAGGACUUUGCUCGAUAUUCCUCUAUGGGAGAUUGCAGACCUCGAUAAGCCAAGUGGAGUUGGCGACAAAAAAAUUCUAAGGGAGGUUGCACGAUUACUUGGUCUCGAUGAAGUAGCUCUUCUGCCCAAAAGGGCAAUUCAGUUCGGGUCGAGGAUCGCGAGGGAAUCAAACAGGAAAAAUUUUGGAAGCAACAGAGCUGCAAACCAAGCCUCUGCAGGAAGUGUGGCGAUUCAUAGACACCAUCAGACUGAAACAGUGCUGAUGCCUGAAUUGCCAGAAACACAAAUUUGAUGCUGUGGUUAAUAUUCAGUUGUGUGAGAAAAUUUUGUGGGACGACAGUUUUGUCUGAUUUUAAGAGUUUAUAUACAGUUUUGUUCUCUUUUUUA